UGGAACUCUAAGUACUGAUGCCGGAGUUCCUGUGUUCCCUUUCCUGUGCCUCCUUCCCUUCCCAUUUUUAGAAAUAUCCUUAAUGAACAAGCUAAGAUUGUCUUGUUCAUUGAGCACAGACCACUCUAAGGAAGGUAGCAAAGUCCAAAAGUAGUGGAUGGGAGAGACCGUAAAAAGCAAGCUGAAUUCAUUGAUAAGGUUUUUCCCCCAAUGUCAUCUGCACUGUAUUUCACCCACAAGGGAAUCCUUUUCCCCAAUAAAGAGUAUGAUGUGGAAACACUCAACUUUGUGGAAAAUGAAUUCCAACUGUUGGACGACGAUGUACUGAAUGUUACUUAUCCUAAAUCAGGUACCAAUUGGAUGCAGGAGAUUUUGGGCUUAAUCUGGCACAAUGGGGACCCAUCAUGGGUUCACAGCUCGUUUGUGUGGGACCGGUCACCAUGGAUAGAAAGUACUCAUGGUAUGAAGAUUGCCCUGGCAUCUCCUCCACCCAGACUCAUGGCUUCUCACAUGCCAUUCCAGCUUUUCCCCAAGUCAUUUCUCCAGUCCAAGGCUAAGGUGAUCUAUACUCUGCGUAAUCCCAAGGAUGUGCUGGUCUCAUUUUACCACCACUCCAAAAUCUUCAAAAUAUUCAAGGACCCUGGAACUGUGGAAGAGUUCUUGGAGGAAUUCCUGAGUGGGAAUGUGGCCUUUGGUUCCUGGUUUGACCAUGUGAAAAGUUGGCUGGAGGUCAAGGGGAGACCCAAUGUCUUCUUCAACAGUUAUGAAGAGCUGCAGCAGGAUCUGCGAGGCAGUGUGGAAAAGAUCUGCCUUUUCCUUGGGAAGGAGCUGAACAGCCAGCAAAUUGAUUCUGUGGUGGAAAAUGCCUCCUUCCAGAAGAUGAAGGACAACCCGAAGUCCAACUUCACCACAGUGUCAGAUGACACUUUAGACCACAAGAAAGGGAAGUUCUUGAGGAAAGGGAUUGUCGGGGACUGGAAGAACCUCCUAACAGUGGCACAGAAUGAACGCUUUGACCACGUUUAUCAGGAGAAGAUGCGGGGAGUGAGUGCGACCUUCCCAUGGGACUGAAGAAGGCCAGACUGCAACUUCUGCUGUUCCGUUUUCUUUCUGUCUGUGCCUCAUAUGGCUCAGGUUCCU
This is a messenger RNA of Elgaria multicarinata webbii, 1140 nucleotides long. Its product is annotated as sulfotransferase 2B1-like. Bases 211 to 1071 code for a protein of 286 amino acids. The transcript has 7 exons. The record is from RefSeq and is a predicted model, not a curated record. NCBI's taxonomy places the organism in Eukaryota, Metazoa, Chordata, Lepidosauria, Squamata, Anguidae. Gene Ontology annotation, cellular component: cytoplasm. Gene Ontology annotation, molecular function: sulfotransferase activity. Gene Ontology annotation, biological process: sulfation.